This is a messenger RNA of Ctenopharyngodon idella (grass carp), 8101 nucleotides long. RefSeq names its product RPTOR independent companion of MTOR, complex 2 a (gene rictora). The transcript is spliced from 38 exons. Gene Ontology annotation, molecular function: protein serine/threonine kinase activator activity. Bases 1 to 5142 code for a protein of 1713 amino acids. Gene Ontology annotation, biological process: TORC2 signaling; positive regulation of phosphatidylinositol 3-kinase/protein kinase B signal transduction. Lineage: Eukaryota; Metazoa; Chordata; Actinopteri; Cypriniformes; Xenocyprididae. Gene Ontology annotation, cellular component: TORC2 complex. The record is from RefSeq and is a predicted model, not a curated record.
AUGAUGAACGUCCCUGCCAACAUGGCGGUCAGCAUCCGCGGCCGUCCGACCCGGAGUGUACGGAUGAGAGGUCGGAAUGACAGCGGAGAGGAGAAUGUACCGCUGGAUCUUACGCGGGAACCCUCAGAUAACAUGCGUGAGAUCCUGCAGAACAUUGCCAAAUCUCACGGGGUGUCCAACAUGAGGAAACUCGGCCACCUGAACAAUUUUGUUAAGCUCCUGAACAGUGUAAGUCACUGUGAAGAGAAAUUAGGAUUUACACAUGAGGAAAUCAUCAUUUGUCUGCGUGUGGCAUUGCUGAAUGAGGUGAAGGAGGUUCGGGCUGCAGGUUUGAGAGCGCUGAGGUAUCUGAUCUGUGACAGCAGCAUCCUCCAGAAAGUUCUUCAGCUGCAGGUGGAUUACCUGAUCUCCAGGUGUAUUGACAUUCAGCAGAGUAAUGAGGUGGAGAGAACUCAAGCCCUCAGACUGGUCAGAAAGAUGAUAACAGUGAACGCACAGCUCUUUCCCAGCUCUGUGACGAACUCUCUGAUCGCAGUGGGCAACGACGGGCUGCAGGAGAGAGAUCGCAUGGUUCGAGCCUGCAUCGCCAUCAUUUGUGAACUUGCACUGAAGAACCCAGAGGUGGUGGCCCAGCGGGGCGGUCUGAGCACCAUCCUGAAGAACGUCAUCGACUGUCAGCUGAGCCGCAUCAACGAGGCCCUGAUCACCACCAUACUGCACCUGCUCAAUCACCCGCACACGCGCCAGUACAUACGCCCUGAUGUUGAACUGGAGCAAAUCCUUGCACCUUACACAGACUUUCACUACAGACACAACCCUGACACAGCAGAGGCACAAGUCAAGGAGGAUAGAGAAGCUCGUUUUUUAGCCAGUAAAAUGGCUAUCGUGGCAGCGUUCCGUUCUUGGUCAGGUAUUAUAAACCUGUGUAAAUCAGGGAACUCAGGGGUCCAGUCUUUGAUAGGCCUGCUCUGUAUACCAAACAUGGAUGUCAGGAAAGCCUUAUUAGAAGUCAUGUAUGAGAUCUUCAGAUUGCCUGUUCCUUUAGUGACAGGAGAUUUUGAGGAAGCCCUGCACAGUGUGGACCCCAGCAGGUUUCAGGACAGCUGGAGACUAGCUGAUGGGUUUGUAGCUGCAGAAGCCAAAGUCAUAUUGCCUCACAGAGCAAGAUCCAGACCAGACCUCAUGGACAACUACCUGGCACUACUGCUGUCCGCCUUUAUCAACAGUGGACUACUGGAGGGUCUGGUGGAGGUCGUGACCAGCAGUGAUGGACAGAUAUCAGUGAGAGCCACCUUACUGCUCGGAGAACUUCUGCACAUGGCCAAUACGAUUCUUCCUCACUCUCAUAGUCAUCAUCUGCACUGUCUGCCCACGCUAAUCAACAUGGCUGCUUCCUUUGACAUCUCUCAGGAGAAACGUCUGCGUGCCAGCGCAGCCGUGAACCACCUGAAGCGAUUCCACGAAAAGAAACGACGUGGUCCCAAACCUUACAGUCUUUACCUGGAUCACAUCCUGUACAGGACGUCCCCCUCCACUCACAAGAAAGACCAGCACCAGCGUCCGCACAAGGACAUCUAUAUUGUGAAGGACACUGAAGAGGCGCUGAUGAUGAACUUGAGGGACAGUCAGGUCCUCAAUCACAAACAGAACCUGGACUGGAACUGGAUUCUGAUCAUCACUAUACUGAAGUGGCCAAACGUUAACCUCAGAAACAACAAGGACGAGCAGAUGCACAAAUUUGUAAGGCGCUUACUGUAUUUCUAUAAGCCCAGCAGUAAGCUGUACUCGGCUCUGGAGCUGGAUCACGGCAAAGCCAGACAGCUGACGGUAGCAGGCUGCCAGUUCAACCAGUUCCUCUUGGAUUCAGAAGAGGAUGGCCAGGGGUAUUUAGAAGAGUUUGUGAAAGAUAUUGUCCAAUGGCUCACAUCCUCUUCUGGGCUUAAACCUGAACGCAGUCUCCAUAGCAAUGGCCUCCUUAGCACCCUCAGUCAGCACUACUUCCUGUUUCUGGGUACUCUGUCUUCACAGCCAAACGGAGUCAAAAUGCUGGAGAAAUGUGGUGCAUUUCAGUGUCUGCUGAACUUGUGCUCAAUGAAAAACCAGGAUCACCUGCUGAAACUAACGGUCUCCACUCUGGACUACAGCAGAGACGGACUCGCUCGAGUCAUUCUGUCCAAGAUCCUCACGGCGGCCACUGACAACUGCCGUCUGUAUGCCACCAAACACCUGCGUGUGCUGCUGCGCGCUAAUGUUGAGUUCUUCAGUAACUGGGGGAUGGAGUUGCUAGUCACCCAGCUGCAUGACCACAACAAAACCGUCUCCAUGGAGGCGCUGGACAUCCUGGACGAAGCUUGUGAAGACAAGGCCAACCUGCAUGCUCUGAUCCACAUGAAACCUGCUCUGUCUCACCUGGGAGAGAAAGGCCUUCUGCUGCUGUUGAGGUUUCUGUCCAUCCCAAAGGGCUUCUCUUACCUCAACGAAAGAGGUUAUGUCAACAAACAGCUAGAAAAAUGGCAGAAGGAGUAUAAUCUGAAGUAUGUGGACAUGAUUGAAGAGCAGUUGAAUGAAGCUCUCACAACAUACCGCAAACCUGUCGACGGAGACAACUACGUCCGGCGCAGCAACCAAAGGUUACAGAGGCCAAAUGUCUUUCUCCCUGUGCAUUUAUAUGGGCAGUUGGUCCAUGAUAAAACCGGCUGCCUGCUGCUGGAAGCUCAGGGUGUUAUCCCGGAUCUUAGCUACACAGUUCGAUCUCCAGUGUUGGAUAAAUGGGAAGGUGUUAAACAGCUGAAGGCUGCGCUAUGGGCUCUGGGCAACAUUGGCAGCUCAAACUGGGGUUUGAACCUCCUACAGGAGGAGAAUGUGAUUCCAGAUAUUAUUGCUCUGGCUCAGCACUGUGAGGUUCUGUCCAUACGUGGUACGUGUGUGUAUGUGCUGGGCGUGAUCAGCCGCACGCGGCAGGGCAGCGAUGUGCUGAAGGCUUUGGGAUGGGACUCUGUACGGCACAGCCGCAGGCAGCAGUGGCCUGUCGUCCCUGAAGAAGUGGACGCUCCGCUGCCCAGCGAACUGUCAUCUGUGCCCAGCACGCUCAGUCUCAACUCUGAGUCCACCAGCUCACGCCACAACAGCGAAAGUGAAAGUCAACCCAAUUUGUAUUUCAUGGAUGACGACCGCGAGGGUUUGGACAUGUACGAGGACUCUUCUCUCUCUAUACACACAAAAACCUCAAAGGACAGAAGCCCUUUCACUAUCCUCACCCCCUCACAUCUCAGAAACCGCUUUCUCAACUCCUUGUCUCUUCCCAGUAAGAAGGGGCGAAGCCCCACUGACACUAAAGGCACAAUCAAUGCUGGAAAAUCACCAGAGGAGCUCCAGCUCAUGAGGCGUAACCGGACCGUAACCGAACCAUCAAACUUUUCUCCAGGCCACUCGGGGCAGAGCGAGGUCUUUUAUAAUGGCAGUCGCAUACCCCGCAGCCCGACGGUUAGCCUUGAGACCUCAUUUGUAGGCAUAAAAGCACUAGCAGAGCCGUACGCCACAGAGGGGAGCUCGGAUUCAGAGGGCAGAGGUCAACAUAAGCGCGAACGGAGCAGCAGGGAGCGUUUGACCUGCGACGGCGCCUCCGUUCUGCCGGGAGGCGGCACAUUUAAGAGCCGCAGUCAGAGCUUCAACACGGAUACUACAACUAGUGGCAUCAGCUCCAUGAGCUCCUCCCCUUCCCGAGAGCCCCCCUCUGCCGUGGCCAUGGAUACGGACUGCGCCAGCCUCAACACGGUGGUCAGCGCCAAAACUGUGAAAAUGCAACACUCGCUUAGUCCUCAGUCCAAUCAUAACCACAUCCUGUUGUCCAAGUCCAAUUCCACUUCGCUGGUUCCUCCCGGGUCAGCGCACACUUUGCCGCGCAGGGCGCAGUCGCUGAAAUCUCCCUCUGUGGCCACCAUCAAGAGCCUGGUGGACUGCAGCUACAUCUACACAAGCCCCCGUGAUGCGCUGGGAUACGCCACGCUCAAACGCCUGCAGCAGCAAAGGAUCCACCCGUCUCUGUCACACAGCGAAGCGCUGGCGUCUCCCGCUAAAGAUGUACUGUUUACAGACACAAUCACCAUGAAAACACGGAGCCUCGACUCACGGCUCACCCCACGCAGUGCGUGUGCUUGUGUUUGCUCUCCUCUCAGGUUUUUGAAAGCUCUGAGUUUUGCGUCUCUGGAUAAGGAGGACUUGCUGAGUCCGAUCAAUCACUCCACACUGCAGCGCUCCUCUUCCAUGCGCUCUAUGGUCUCUAGCGCCACCUUUGGCUGCAGUGAGGACUACAUCGGCCUCGCGCUACCCCUGGACAUCAACCAAAUGUUUCAGAUUAAAGAAACUUCGUAUUUCCAGAAGAGAACAAGCCCUCCUGCUGGAGAAAAAUCAUCCAAAUUUCUUUUUGGAGAAUCUAAUGGUUUCUUAGAUUCGUGUCGUGGUCCUCUGAAGACUCAAGUGAGCAUAACGGAGCUGUUAAACAGCAGCCGGUCGGAGCAGCACCACCUGCUGGGUGCUGAUGAGACGACAGGCUUACAGGAGCACACAGAGCAGAACUGCCUCUACUGCAGCGCUCUCACGACCCUCGGCUCACACACACACAGCCACCUGAACAACACACACACUCGCACAGAUCUGUCUGAUGGUUUCUCUCAGUGGCACAGCCAGCCUUCCCAUAAUCACCUGGAGGUGGUCGCCCAGUCCAAGUUCUCAGGAAUCUCGGGCUGCAGCGAUGCGGCCGUCAGUCAGGGAUCGUCCAGCAGCACUCCCAGCGCAGAGAUCAUACUGGGUGGGAAGGCGAUAUCUGAGGACGGUCCAGCCUGCAGAGUUCUCCUGAGGAAAGAGGUUCUGCGACUCGUCAUCAACCUCAGCUCUUCAGUCGGUACCAAAGGACACGAAACCGGAUUACUCACGAUAAAGGAGAAGUUUCCGUACGCUUUCGAUGACAUCUGCCUGUACUCUGAGGUUUCUUUCCUGCUGGCCAACUGCAUGUUCCGUCUGGCUUCACGCCGCUUCAUCCAAGAGCUCUUCCAGGAUGUGCAGUUCAUUCCGCUGUAUGAUGAAGCUGAAGCUGUGUUGACUAAACCAUCGCAACCUGUUCCGAUGGAGACUGCAGAGUCUUGAUAACUCCGUCAGCUUCCUGAACACCUCAUCGCCAUUAUCCCCCAUCCCUCCAUCACCUCACCUCCCAUACGGCACAGAGACACACAGUUAAUUGAAAAUGGAGGAGGGGGAAAGCAGGCUGCGGAUGGAGGAAGCGAUUACAGGAAUACUGAAACGAGCCCCUGGACUUCAGACGGUGUUUCUGAAAGAGGAGCAGUUUACCAAAUAACGUCUUCAGACUGUGAAACAGGUGAACCGGAACACAUCCUUGUUCACAAAAAAAAAUCACAAAGACUCUAUUUUAAAAAAGAAAAAAAAGCUGUUGACACUUUAAGAGCGCUGGAUGCACAGACGAGAUAAACGGUUCUCUGCACUGGUGUGUGUACAUAUUCCCCCCAUGCCAAUGUUUCAGAAUAUCACGUAAACACUACAAAGAAUUCUGUGACUGCUUUGGAUUCAGUGCAAAUGCUUUGACUAGGAAUUUAAGACUUCCAGAAGUGAGAGAAUGGGCGAAACGUUGAUUACAUUUGUACUAUUUAUUAAUUUCUUUUCUUUUGUAUGUGUGUUUGGAUUUUUUAUUACCUCCAGACAAUCAGAAUUCAGUGUUUUGGGGAAAAAACGUAGUGUGGGACAUUCGAACCUUAGUGUCACGCAUCUUUUGUUGGAUAUCUGUCGUCCGCAAUUCUCAGAAAUACUCUUGCAGGAAAUUCUCAAAAAAAACCAAAAAACCCAGCGCAGACAAAGAGCGUGUGAGCACUGAUACACACACACAUACUCAAUCACAGAGGAUGUUUUCACCACCUCCAGGGUGAAUCUCAUGAAAGCUGUCAAGGUUCGGUGCUGUGGUCUGAUCUGAUGGUGAUUGGUGAUACGGUGGCGAUUAGUUUGACUCUGACCUACAGGAAAUGAAGCCGGAUAAACGUAAUCAUGCAUGGUAUAGUUUAAUUGCCAUACAUUUAAUAAAAGUGAUCAUCAAGUACCUUUGAAGGAAUAUUCGGAGUUCAGUACAAGAUUUGUGCGAUGCACCAGAUCUUUGGCAUAAUGUUGAUUACAACAGUGAAUCAUUUUGACUGUGUGAACAGUUCAGCUACAUUGACUUCCAUUAUAAGUGUGCUUUUGUACAAACCGGUGAAUCUCUUGUCAUGCCUGUAUUAUAUUUCACACUUUUGCAUUAAAAAAAAAAAAUUAACACCAUUUUAGGACUACUAAUGUUUUUUUGUUAGACAAUUAAGCACAUCUCCUUUACAAAUUCUGAUUGUGAUGUGAAAAAAAUAAAAUUGUAAAAUAUUUAUGCACAUUAAUGUAGUAUUUGUUGUACUGCCUUGAUGCUGAUUUAAUUCAAUUAAAAAAAAAAAAAAAAAACUUUUUAUAUUACAUAUAUGAAAACCAUUUAAGAAUAAUGGAAAUUUCAAUAGGAUUAGAUUUUUUGGGGGAGCAAAAUGUGUUUAAUUGUCAUGACAAUGUCACAACGCAAAUUAAUAGUCCUAAAACGGGUUUAAUUUACUUUAUGUAAAAUAUGUACUUUUUUUAUUUUUUGUUUGCUUGUUUUUGCAUUCUGAAAUUUUCAUGACAAGUAAGCACAUUUCCCUUCCAAAUUCACAACUGUAAUGUGAUAACUUAAUUGGUAAAAUAUUUAUACACAUCAUAGUAGUGUUUCUGUACUGCCUUGAUGCUGAUUUAAUUUAAAAUAUAUAUAUAUGUAUUACAGGAAUAAGAGUAAUUGUAUUUUCAAUGGGAUUUAAAUCUUUCUGGAAGCAAAAUAUGCUCAAUUGUCAUGACAAUAAUGUCGCAAUACAAAAUAAUAGUCCUUAAAACAGGCUUCAUUUUCUUUAUGUAAAAUAUACUUUUAUUUUUUCUUGUUUGUUUUUUUUAAGCACAUUUCCCUUCCAAAUUUUCAGGAUUGUAAUGUGACAAAAAAUAUUUGUAAAAUACAUAGUAGUAGUAUUUGUUGUAAUGCCUUGGUGCUGAUUUAAUUUAAAAAAACAUAUAUAUAUAUAUAUAUAUAUAUAUAAAGUACUGGGAAUUUCAUUGGGAUUUUUUUUUUUUCUGGCAGCAAAAAGUGCUUAAUUGUCAUAUCAAUGUCAAUGCAAAGUAAUACUAUACUUUUUUUUUUAUUUAUUUGUUUGUUAUUCAAACUGAUGGACUAGUCAAAAUGAUUUUCUGGUGUAAUCGACAACAUGCCACCAAUGCGAUACAUGAAAGUGUCGAACCAGGAAUCCUUUAAGCUGCCAAAGCACCGCUUAAGGAAGUGUAUAAGUAUUAGCUUGAUGUGUUGUCUAUAUACUGGUAGUGUUUCCCUUCACAUUGCACCUUUUAAAUGCAUCGAAUCCCAGUGUGUUUCCUUUGAACGUGCACCUGAUUUAUCACUUCAACUCUGAGCAAGCCAAACCUGCACUGAACCGUUUGACACGUUAAAACACUGGCACAGACAGAGCUAUUCAAAUGUUCGACCAAUUUCGUAGUAGUCUCGUAGUAAGCUGCAGUUUUUACAUUUGUCUUUUUUAUUGAUGUUCUCGACAUGUUCCUGAUGUUCGCACAAAGCUCUGAACGGAUCCAUCUUUCCUGUUCUCCCAAAAUGAUGUUUAGAUUGCAUGUUGAAUUGAGACAAAUCCAGUUGCUUAUUUAUUAACUGCAAGACCUUUUGUUAAAAUGCGUGUACCGUCACAUCCACGUUCUGUCUCAGCGCUGCUGCUACUGCCUUCAACUGACUGCGAUUUGAUUGGCUGAAGAGAGUGUGCCAUGGCUUUGGCAUUUGCCUGUGCUAUGGAUCUGUACCGUAGUGGCGUGAGACAGAAAAGUAAUGAAAAAAAUAUAUAUUUAUAUUUUUCCUAAAAGAUGACAUUGCAAAAGACUGUGUAAUUUAAAGGAGUUGUUUUUGUUUUUGCCUGAAUUGUGGUUUCCCUUGUAAAGUGUGUACAGUGUGUUUUUGGGCACUUCUUCAGUCUUAUCAAAGGGAUGUAUAAUUAAAGAGGAAAACUCA